This is a messenger RNA of Labrus bergylta (ballan wrasse), 3143 nucleotides long. Lineage: Eukaryota; Metazoa; Chordata; Actinopteri; Labriformes; Labridae. The record is from RefSeq and is a predicted model, not a curated record.
GAUCCGAGCCGUCUGUACUACGAGUCCGCGGAGCUGAAGCUGUUUGAAAACAUCGAGUGCGAGUGGCCGCUGUUCUGGACCUACCUCAUCCUGGACGGCAUCUUCAUCAACAGCCCGGAGCAGGUGCAAGAGUACCAGGAGGCUCUGGAGGGGAUCCUGAUCAAACAGAAAGACGGGAUCCGACUGGUCCCGGAGCUCUACAGCGUCCCUCCAGAGAAGGUGGAGGAGGAGUACGUGAACCCUCACUCCGUGGAGAGGGUCUCGAUGGGUAAAUGUCCUCUGAAGUGGGGACAGUCGCUCUACAUCCUCGGGAACCUUCUGUCAGAGGGAUUCCUCGCCCCCGGAGAGAUCGACCCUCUCAACAGACGCUUCUCGACCAUCGCCAAGCCUGACGUGGUCGUACAGGUCUCCAUUCUUGCAGAGACGGAGGAGAUCAAAGAGCUGCUGAUGAAGAACGGCAUCAAUGUGGAGACUGUCGCUGACAUCCAUCCCAUCCACGUGCAGCCCUCCAGAGUCCUGAGCCACAUCUACGCCCGACUCGGUCGUAACCCUCGCCUUGGUCUGACCGGCCGACCCUACAGGAGGAUCGGCGUCCUGGGAACCUCUAAGUUCUACAUCAUCAGGAACACCAUGUUCUCGUUCACACCUCAGUUCAUCGACCAUCAGCAGUUCUACUUGGCGCUGGACAACAAAAUGAUCGUGGAGUCGUUGAGGACGGAGAUCGCCUACCUGGCGUCCCGCUGGAGGAUGACCGGGCGACCCACCGUCACGUUUCCCAUUUCGCAGACGAUGCUGACUGAAGACCACACAAACCUGGACCCUGCAGUCUUAGCUACACUGAAGAAGCUACAGGACGGAUAUUACGGAGGAGCGAGGAUCCAGACGGGGAAGCUGUCGGAGUUCAUGACCACUUCCUGUUUCGCUCACCUGAGCUUCCUGGAUGGUAAGGCUUCCGGCAGCAUGAGCCGCCGCGACGAAGAGUAUGAUGAUGAUGAUGAUGGUGAUGAGGCUGUCGCCGAUGGAUACGUGCAUGAGUUACGUUGUGAUGAUGAGGCCGACGACCUCGCUCAGUACCUGGACCACCUGUUGGCUCACGCCGCCCCCAAGAAGCCCAAACAGGAAGUGAAAGGUCUGGGGAGGUUCAAGGCGGCGGCCGCCAAGACGAAGGCGAUGGUGUCUCUGAUGAACAAAGCUCAGGGCCUCGACGUUCACGAUGUGAACAUGUACCUGCCAAACAAGCUGUUCCGCACACGACAACCCUCCCUCAACCUGAACCUCCCCGACCCGGUGCCAGGGCAGGAGUCUCAAGGUCCUCAGGUGCUGCUCGCAGCAUUGAGCGAGAUCCCCCGAGACGCCAGCGGAGCCAUCGACCACCACGCUUUGGCCCAGAUGCUCAAAGACACUCAGAAUCUCCAGGACCAGGCCGACAUCCUCUACAUCCUCUUCAAAGACAAAGGCAUGGAGUGGGAUACUCAUCUGCACGGUAAAGGCUCCACUGUCCGAUCUCUGCUCUCUGACCUUUACGAGAAGGCCGGGGAACUGAAACACUGGAGCCUCAUCAGGAUGAUCUCCGGCAUGCUGAGGAAGAAGGUGGAGGAGCUGGACUCGGCCUGCUCUGAUCUUCUGGCUCAUCAGAAACACUUGACGGUCGGUUUACCUCCCGAGCCCCGAGAGAAAACCAUCACAGCCCCGAUCCCCCCGGACCUGCUGGCCAACCUCAUCGAAGAGGCCAGCGACAACAACAUCAGCGUUGCCAUCCUCACUCAGGAGAUCAUGGUGUACCUCGCCAUGAGCAUCAGGACUCAGCCGAACCUCUUCAGCGAGAUGUUCAGACUGCGGAUCGGUCUGAUCAUCCAGGUGAUGGCCACGGAGCUCGCACAGUCGCUCAACUGCUCAGGAGAGGAGGCCACAGAGAGCCUGAUGGGUCUGAGUCCGUCAGAACUGAAGAAUCUCCUCCAUCACAUCCUCAGCGGCAAAGAGUUCGGAGUGCAGCGCAGCGUCAGAGAGAUGGAAGCCGGCGUCAGUCCUGCCAUCUCCAUCCAUCAGCUCGGGAACACGGGCGCCACGAAGAGCGAGAGAGCCGGCAUCAGCAAACUGAAGAGCGACAUGAAGAUGCUGGAACACAGGUUGUCUUUGUCGGGGGAGCGCAGGUUGUCCCUGUUCGAUCCAUUUAAGGAGCCCAGGUUGUCUUUGACAGAUCCUGCAGAGGUUGACCGCAGAGUGUCUUUGACUGACUCAGUGAAGCUCGACCAAUCACUGAGCUUCUCUUGCAAGGGCUCGCGCUCCUACUCUCUGGACAUAGACAACGUUGAGUCCGGGAGGUACAGACUGCCCUCCAUAGAAUCUUUGGACAUUCCGGAAUGCAUCCCGGCCGCCAAGGAUACCCGGCACGGCCAAUGGCUGCGCAGGAGGCGUCUGGACGGAGCGUUGAACCGGGUCCCCGUGGGCUUCUACCAGAAAGUGUGGAAGAUCCUGCAGAAGUGCCACGGUCUGUCCAUAGAAGGGUUCGUCCUUCCAUCUUCAACCACAAGAGAGAUGACGCCAGGUGAGAUCAAAUUCUCGGUCCACGUGGAGACGGUUCUGAACCGCGUCCCUCAGCCGGAGUACCGGCAGCUGCUGGUGGAGGCCAUCCUGGUGCUCACCAUGCUGGCCGACGUGGAGAUCCCGAGCAUCGGCUCCAUCAUCCACGUGGAGAAGAUCGUCCACAUCGCCAACGACAUGUUCUGCAAAGACCAGACGGACCUUGGAGCAGAGGAGCACAUCCUGGAGAGGGAUCCGUCCACUGGAGUGUGCAGGCUUCUGUACGACAGCGCCCCCAGUGGACGCUUCGGGAGCAUGACGUACCUCACCAAGGCGGUUGCGGUGUACGUUCAGGACUUUCUGCCCAGCGGCUCGUGUGCCGUGCAGUGAGAGGGGAGAGCAGGGGAGGGGAUUGAAACCACAACAUUUGUUACAUUAUAAUAACCAUGAAUUAGAGGAAUGUGAUGAAACAUUUUGUUAAACUGCAGCUACAGUCGGUCACACGUCAGGACAAUUUUUUGCUUGUUUUAAAACACAUUUGAAGCAAAAUUCAGACUUAAAUUUAAACUGUUACUUAUAUUACAGCUGAGGCACAUGCCCCUGAGAUUAAAAAGUGAAGAUCA